AUCGCGGUUCGGCAAAUGACAUCAACAAGCAUCUCAGCUCUCAACAACAAUUCAAACAAUCUCCAAAAGAAAAUGAGCUUCAAAAUCGCCUGCCUCCUUCUCUUGGCCUGUGUUGCCGCCAUUCACGCUGCCGAAGCUCCCAAGGAGGCCGAUCAGGGACGCAUUUUCUUGAGCACCUUCACAGUGAUCCUCUCCACUGUCACAUCGACUACCACAGUCGGCUCGACCACCACUUGCACCACUUCCACAUCCGCACUAAACACAUGCUCUGUUGGUCGCCGUCGUCGUGGUCUCUUCUACGAUGACGCCGAGAACUCCGGCCGAGCUCGCCGUGGUCUCUUCUACAACGACGAUGAAGCCGAAGUUUCUGCCCCAGUUAAGAGAUCUGCCGAAGUCGCUGCUCCAGCUCCCCAGGUAACCACAGAUGAGAACAAAUCCGUCCCGUUGGUCGUCCAGUCUGGAUUCAGCCUUCCCGAAGGAUUCGUCACCCCCUCCGGAACUCCCCGAUUCAAGUUGGCUUACGGAACCAGCACGGUCACCACCACCUCCACCUCGAUCGCCACCCGAUCCUUGACGGCUACCUGCGCCAGCACCACAAGCUUCAGCCUUUGCUCCUCAGCUGGCAAAUAAGUCGCUAUAUUAUUCGACAGAAUAAUAGACCACUAGAACUUUAUUACGACAAUACCCUGACGUGCCCUGUAUAUCACAAAUUGACAUAUGUUUUCCCAUAUUGUUUGAUGCUUCUUUUACGUGAAGAUAACUCGUCACCUGUAAUUGAAUGUGUUUUUGUAAAACGUUUUCCAAUUCCCGAUAUGCUUCAACACAUAUUGAACAUUUCGGGAGUAUUUAUCCAUUUAUGAGUAUUUCCAUGGGACUUGAAUAUACAGUUCAGCAGCACUUUAUAAACGAA
This is a messenger RNA of Daphnia pulicaria, 910 nucleotides long. RefSeq lists its product as uncharacterized. The record is from RefSeq and is a predicted model, not a curated record. The transcript is spliced from 3 exons. Lineage: Eukaryota; Metazoa; Arthropoda; Branchiopoda; Diplostraca; Daphniidae. The coding region runs from base 16 to 630 and encodes 204 amino acids.